GCGGGUCUUUCCUGAACUGCAUUCAUUCCCUCUCGACAUCAGCCACUUUUCACAUCGCCGUCACCACCACUUCGUUUCAAGAGUUUUCCAGUUUUCUUUUUCUCUUGCUUCUAUAGGCACCGCCUUUCUGAACUACGAAGAUGCCCGUUUGAAUACAGUUUGAAUCGUCGAUCGACGUCUGCAACGCAGUCCCCGCAGAUUGCACAACGGCAACGCUCUCCAGCAUGAGGGUCUUCCCACGCCGUGUUCGUCCAAAUUGCCACCACGAUGGAGCCUCAACCACCACGACAGCCGUUCCAUCGGCCUUCGCACCCUCGUCUUCACAACAUCCUCCCUCCUCCGCCCUCGCAUAUCCCGUCCCGAACUGCCAGUAGCACCCCGGUGUCCUCGCCGGGGCUCUUCAGCCCGGUCCUGCCCCGCCCCAGCAUACUCUCGUCGUCACAGCCCGGCUCCGAGACGGCGACGCCCGGCGGUUCCAAUGGUCACAGCCCCUAUUUGCAUCCGCUGCAGGGCCACAAGGUCCGAGAGACACACAAAGCAAACGUCGAACAUGACUACACAACCGGCAGGAAGCACAUCAAUAAUUACGAAAUCAUUGAGGAGCUUGGCCGCGGCGUGCAUGGCAAGGUGAAGCUUGCCAGGAAUGUGGAGAAUGGCGAAUUCGUCGCCAUCAAGAUCAUCCCGCGCUUCUCCAAGAAACGGCGGCUUGGCAAGGUCACGGCCAUGUCGACUCAGGACAAGAGCAAGAAGGAGAUCGCCAUCCUCAAGAAGAUCCGCCACCCAAAUGUCGUCGCCCUGCUCGAGGUCAUCGAUGACCCCGAGCUGAAAAAGAUCUACAUGGUGUUGGAACAUGUCGAAUUGGGCGAGGUCGUGUGGAGAAAGAAGGGUCUUCCUCAUAUUUGUGAAUACGAACGUCGCCGCAUCGAACGUGAGACACGAGGCGCCAAAUCGACCCCCGAAGAGGACCGAUUCGAACGCCUUCUCUUGCAGCGUCAGGCCGCCAAGGAUGCACAACGGGAGAGGUUGCGAGCCCGCGCUCAGAGGCCUUCAACCGACUACUGGAGUCUCGAGUACGGCGCCGCCGACGAUGAGGAGCUCGACUCGCACGUCGGUUCGCUCGGGAGGGACGAUGGGGGUCUGUCGGCUAUCCGUCCGACUCUAUCGAACACGAGCUCUCUUGCUGGAUCAAGAGCGACUUCCCGGGCUCCGUCCCGCUCGCAGUCGACCAAAUCCCUCACGAACCCUGCCGAGCCGAAUCCCGCGCCAGCCGCCGACAACGAUGACGCAGAGACGCCCGGCGCCUUGCCCAUCAAAUCCAAGCCCAACUCGUCGACCGUAUUGGACGGAACCAUGUACGGCCCUUAUGUCGAGGAUCCCGCCCUGCGGGGGAGGUCUCCCAGCAUGGCAGACUCGCUCAUGUCCCACUUGUCCUCCUUCGACUUUAACAAGGUCCACGACCCGUACGUCGACGACUUUUCGUACGUGCCUUGCUUUACCAUGGAGCAAGCAAGAAAUACAUUCCGCGAUACUGUCCUAGGCCUCGAGUACUUGCAUUACGAAGGUGUGGUUCAUCGAGAUAUCAAACCAGCAAACUUGCUCUGGACCAAGGACAAGAGGUCCAAGAUCGCCGACUUCGGCGUGUCCUACUUUGGCCGGCCCGUCCGCGAAGGAGAACCCGACGAUACCAUUUCCGAGUCCGAAGCGCGGGACUUCGAUAACGACCUCGAGCUUGCCAAGACGGUCGGCACACCCGCCUUUUUUGCUCCCGAACUCUGCGCUACCGACCUUUUCGAUGCCCCUCCUGGGCAGCAGCCGAAGAUUACCGAGCAAAUCGAUGUCUGGUCGUUGGGUGUCACGCUUUAUUGCCUGAUCUAUGCUCGGCUACCCUUCUUGGCCGAGGACGAGUGGCAGAUGUUCAAAAAGAUCGCAAACGAGGAGGUAUACAUACCGCAUCGGCGACUUCGACCUGUCGACCCUGCCACCAAGCCUAGCGAGAAGUCUUUAUACACACGAGUGAACAAGCCACCGUACCGAGACGACGACGAGCUCACAUACGAAGACAUCGACCUCGAACUUCAGGACCUCCUCAAGAAGAUGCUCACCAAGAACCCGGAAAAGAGGAUCCGCCUGCGCGACGUGAAACGGCACCCUUGGGUUAUGCGGGGCGUGGAUAUCAUGUCGUGGAUUGACGACACGGACCCCUCGAGGAAGGCGUCGGGCAAGAAGAUCCAAGUUGAUGAGAAGGACAUGGCUCGUGCUGUUGUCCCGCUGAGCUUGAUUGAGCGCGCAAGAUCCGUGGUCAAGAAAGCGGUGGGCAAGGUGAUGCACCCUCGCGGGGACCGUACAGAGAGCGUCUCGUCUCGGCGGCGCGCUGCCAGCAGCGCCGCCAGCUCGGCAGGCGACAUAACCAAUCUGAUCACGCCCCAUUUACGAGAUACCCGACGAAGAAGCCUACGCCCCGAUGAUUACUUUUCCAACCCCUCGCAACAACAAACAAGCGGGCAUCCCCUCACGCACAGCGUACUAGCUAGCCCUGUAUCUGGGUCACCUCCCGUCUCUUCUCCACUGCACCAAUCGUCAUCAAUCGGCAGCCGCGGAUCUCGCAGGCCGCUCGAGCUGCUCACAACACUCACCGGGAGGGACGACCACUGGAAUCGACAGGCAUCCGCCUCCCCGCACCGAGCACCAACUCGACACGGGCAAUCCAGGUCCAUCACGAACGCUUUUUUAGCUCUCACGCCUACUCCGAUCGAAACGCAGACGCUUCCGCCAACACCUCUCUUCGAUAGCCCUGUGGACGAUCCGAGUAGCGCGCUCAGAAAAGCCCGGGAUAUCAAGUCAAACGCAGACGAUCUCGGCCGAGCCCGAUCGGUUGACCGUGGCCUGUUUGUCAGCAACGAUAAACGUGCCGAAGCUAGGGUGGCGCUGAGCACCGCCAUUGCCCCGGGAAAUGUGCACUUCGACCCGCAGACUCGCUCUGUACGGUCGACGGAGCUCACGGAAGGUCCUGAGCACGCUUCCUCGGCCACGGUGCCUCCAGCGGCGGGCUCCCUCUCUGGAUACCCCCGCGGCCAGUUUAAAUCGGAUCCCAAUAUGCACAACAAGCAGCGUAGCCUCGUGGUGUUGGAGGAGAGGCCGGUGACGGCCCAUCGUGCCGAAGCGGUGCGAAAACCAUCGACACCUGAGCCUGCAUUCACCCGCUGCCCGUCAUCCCCGGAUGACGACACAUUCCCGCCGAUGCCCCUGUCCAGGGGUGAGACUAUCGCGACGGGCAAAUCGUCUAGCUCGACGUCGAUGGGCGCGCUUACAACCCCGUUGACCAGCCCGAGCGAGUCAGCGAGCCCCAUCUACGGGCUCAAUAACCAGAUGACUAAGGAGGUAGCCGACCGGAUGGUUGCGUUCCAGUCGGACCCGUCGCUGCCUGCCUUGCUCAGCAGCACGAGUUCCGUCUCGGCGGACCCGGAGGGCGAGUUCCUCGGGAACCCAGGAGUCGUGGGCCGGCCGUCGGUAAUUGACACCACUGACUCGCUCACACCACCGGCCUUUUCCAAGGAGCCCAUGUCGGGAUUCCCGCUAGAAGCGCGGGACGAGGGUGCCGUAUCCACGAGGUUUGACGGCUCCAGUGUCCGCACUCCAGUGGGCGGCAGACUCCCUGCUAGUCGGAGGGGCUCGCGGUGCCAUCACGACGAUGAUGACAACGACAACAACAGCGAUAGCGAUGAGGGUUUGACCAUGGCCAGGCCGAAGAAGAAGUCUACCGGGCCUUCGAGUUCGGCCGCUACCACGCCUCCCAAGGAAACGCAAGCACAUACGCAUGGGGUGGAAAGACUGAUUGGGAAUGCGCGGCGGCGGAACACGAACGCGAGCGUGGGCAGCACCGAAACAGCGAAGAAGAUGUUUGUGGAUAGCGACUAGCCGGCCCACUCGCCUUUAAACUGCGUCUGAGCAAAAAAAAAAGAAAAACAUUACACCUUAUCAUCGAUGAACCACGCCCGGUCGCUCGGUCAUCUUCGGGUAGACUGUCUACCACUGGCUUAAGCAUGCUUGACGCCGGCAUGCAUGCGUGUAUCAUCAUAUCAUAACGGCGCAGGUGGGAGUUGGGGUUAUGGUUCUACUUGGUUGGUUCGGUUUGGGAGCAUGCAUGGAACGGGGUUAGCUGGCGAAGGGUGGCUGGUUGGUGGGAGGGCGGAUGGCGGGGGAGGAGUUUCAAUGUUCCUGGUCUGAUCAUUUACUUACCACAUUUACAUUCUCGG
Chaetomium fimeti is the source of this 4253-nucleotide messenger RNA. RefSeq lists its product as uncharacterized. Bases 268 to 3915 code for a protein of 1215 amino acids. Lineage: Eukaryota; Fungi; Ascomycota; Sordariomycetes; Sordariales; Chaetomiaceae. The record is from RefSeq and is a predicted model, not a curated record. Gene Ontology annotation, cellular component: cytoplasm. Gene Ontology annotation, biological process: protein phosphorylation; intracellular signal transduction. The transcript has 2 exons. Gene Ontology annotation, molecular function: protein serine/threonine kinase activity; ATP binding.